Molecule: messenger RNA, 1822 nt
Organism: Planococcus citri (citrus mealybug)
Lineage: Eukaryota; Metazoa; Arthropoda; Insecta; Hemiptera; Pseudococcidae
Gene: M6
Product: neuronal membrane glycoprotein M6
Exons: 7
Coding region: 288-1124 (278 amino acids)
Biological process (GO): neuron projection development
Cellular component (GO): plasma membrane
Source: RefSeq, a predicted model, not a curated record
UAUUUUUCUGCAGAAGAGAAUGAUUCAUUGUUGGAAAUUCUUUUCUUUCUCAUAGAAUAAUUUAGAUUUUUUAAUUAAUAAUUUCAAGUACUUCACAUGUUCGUGUACUUAAAAAUGAAUAAUCGUGUGCGAAGUAGGCGUUCGUCGUAGAAUUUUCGUGUUUUUAUAGUGUUUGUUCUAUUUGCAUUCCUCAUUAUUUUAGAUUUGAUUACCCAAUUUUAUACUAUUAUUAGGAAAUUUUAGUAAGCAAUCAAAAUAUCAAUCUUGAUUGUCAACAAGUUAUAAGAAUGGAAGUUCCUCUGCAUCGUUCGCGAUACAACAGGUCUCGAGAGACAUUUGGCAGAUAUUCGGAAAACUCCCUGCAUUCCAACUAUUUAGGAGCCAAAGAGUCGACAAAAUGUAUUACUCGUAUACCUUACGCCACUUUAAUCGCCACGAUCAUGUGCUGUGUUGGGGUCGGUAUUUUCUGCGGCACUAUGUACAGAGGGGUGACUCUAAGUGCACUGAUGAUGAAUGAUGUAUUCCAUAUUCACAUAUCGUGGUUACAAACUAUGCAGCUGAUUUUAGUAAUUAUUGGUAGCAUAAUGGGUGCUCUUGGAUUAAUGAUACUAUUUAUUGGAUUUUUAACUACUGGUGCUACGCGACACAAAGUAUACAGAGCGUGGCGAGCACGUAUAGGAGGCAGAAUUUCGUGCGCAGUGUAUAUGGUUAUAACAUACAUACUACAGAUUUUUUGGCUCUUUGUGUUCUGCUUGAUGGUUAUUAUAACCUUUGUAUUUACGCUAUUUUGGAAUUUAUGCUCUCGUACUUCGACAGAAAGGCGACAGUGUAUUGAUUUUAGACAGUUUGAUUUCAUUUUCCCGGAGGGUACUAAACCCGAAGAUAUGCAAGUAUGCGAUCCAGCGGAAUUGAAACCGUUUUGCAAAGAUUACGUUGAAAAUGUCGAAUUUAUGUUUAUUCUGGCCACAUCUGCGUGCGUGCUUAUUGUAUUAAGUUUGAUACAUUACUUGAUGUGUUUAUCGGCCAAUUACGCUCAUAUCAGAGAUCACGAAAAAUUACAAGAGUUACAAGAAUUGCAAUAUUUGCAAGACGCCGAGUUGACUUCCUCCAAAGACAGAUUUUAAUUAGCUUUUUUGUCGCACAACUCCUUAGCUUAUUGCAUUUAGCUUUAUAAAGACAAUUUUCUUGUUAUUCCUUUAAAUUUAGUACUUUUUUUAUUAUUUCUUUCGCGUUAAGUUUUUUUUUUCAUGAUUAUAUACGUACAAAUUUGAUUCAUUUUUUGAAAAAAUCGCCGAAUUUUUUUUUACUACUUUUUAAUUUAAUUUAUCGAGCUUUUUCAACUGCCAUUUGAAUAUUACGAAUUUAUAUUGUGAUCGUUGUGAUAAUAAUAUUUUUCAUGUACCAUUUGGUACUUCAGGCGGUGAAAAAAAAUAAUAAAAUUCAUUUUUAUUGAUCAUUCCAAUUUUUACAUUAUUGUGAUAUUUAUCGGUGUUCAUUUGUUACGUUUCGUCCAUGUUGAAAUUUUUCAUCGAGUAGAAAAUAAUAGCAUUUGGUUGUUUUAAAAAUGAUAGACAAUUUUUUUUUUUUAAUUUUGUACGUUAGAAUAUGAACAUAUCAUUUUUUUCCUAAUUUUUAGAUUAUAUUGUAAAUUUAUCCUCAAGGUUCAUGUAUUCGUGUUGUAUGGUUAAGAUUUGGUUUCAGCAGGUUCUGUUGGAAGAUUUUUUUUUACAUUGCAAUGAAAGUUAGAGAAGUAUGGCAGCUUUGUGAUUUAGCCUGUUUUUUUAUUUUUUGUAUUUGUAAUAAACGGGAUUCUUUGUACGUA